Molecule: messenger RNA, 498 nt
Organism: Suillus paluster
Lineage: Eukaryota; Fungi; Basidiomycota; Agaricomycetes; Boletales; Suillaceae
Exons: 3
Coding region: 1-498 (165 amino acids)
Source: RefSeq, a predicted model, not a curated record
AUGUCUGAUGUUGCCCUCCUUCCACUUCAAGUUCCCUUAAAGCGCCAAUGUCUGAAUUCAGGUGCAGAUUGGGAAGCAGGGAUAGCACGUGUAACUGCAAGUACAGGAUUGCUGCUACAAUGGGUCGAAAAUACAGAGUGGUUGAAGCUCUGUGAUAGGUUUAUUCCUCAUGCAAAAGUUUCGUCGGCAAAGGUCCUUACAAAACAUGUCAUACCACAAGUCCUGCAUGAUAUCAAAGGGAGCGCAAAAGAAGAAUGUCAUGGUGCAGUAGGAACACUUCAAUGCGACAGAUGGACUGGUGAGAAUAGCCAUCAUUUGUUUGAGCUCCUCAAGCAGAUGAUCAAAUCAAUAAAUCAAGUCAAGUGCGAGUGGGGAGUGACUAUUAUUGCAUGCACUACUGAUGCAUCCAGAGAGUCUUGUAAGGCUUGGCAACUCCUUUGUGCAAGAUUUCUGCACUUGGUAACACCUGACUGUUUAGCUCAUCAGAUAGAUUAUUGA